Molecule: messenger RNA, 1098 nt
Organism: Saitoella complicata NRRL Y-17804
Lineage: Eukaryota; Fungi; Ascomycota; Saitoellomycetes; Saitoellales; Saitoellaceae
Product: alcohol dehydrogenase GroES domain protein
Exons: 2
Coding region: 1-1098 (365 amino acids)
Biological process (GO): butanediol biosynthetic process
Cellular component (GO): cytoplasm
Molecular function (GO): (R,R)-butanediol dehydrogenase activity; zinc ion binding
Source: RefSeq, a predicted model, not a curated record
AUGCAAGCCCUCCGUUGGCACGCCGCCAAAGACCUUCGCAUCGACACGAUCCCACGCCCUAAGAAUCCUGGUGAGAACGAAGUUCAGAUCGCUCCUGAGUGGUGCGGGAUCUGUGGAUCCGAUUUGCAUGAAUAUCUCGUUGGUCCCGUCCUCGCGCCCGCACCUGGGAAGCCGCACCCGUUGACGGGAGAGGAACCGCCUUUGACGUUUGGGCAUGAGUUCGCGGGUCGUAUCACGUCUGUCGGAUCUUCUGUCAAUGAUCUCCAGGUUGGGCAGAAAGUCUUCAUUGAUCCGGUCAUCGCGGACAAAUCGUGCUAUAUGUGCACGCAACGCUCCGCACCGAACGCUUGCGAACAGCUUGGGUUCAUGGGCUUGAGCGGUGCCGGAGGAGGGUUGAGUGAGGCUGUUAAUGUCCCUGCCGAUAGGGUCUACCCGCUUCCUGAUGAGAUUGACACAGAUGUUGGGGCCUUAAUUGAGCCGAUCAGUGUUGCUUGGCAUGCUGUUGCCCUGAGCGGUUUCCAGCCCGGACAGGAUGCCCUCAUUCUCGGAGCUGGACCGAUUGGUCUCGCUACCCUCCUCUCGCUCAAAGCUCAUAAACGCAGUGCAGGAGGACAAGGCCGCAUCCUCGUCUCGGAGGUUUCCAACAGCAGGAAAGCCAUGGCUAAAUCCUUCGGCGCAGACAACGUCCUCGAUCCCACCCAAACCGACGUCAUCGCCGAAUCCAAAAAAAUCUGCGACGGCGUAGGCCCGCACGUCACCUUUGACUGCUCCGGCCUCCAAGUCACCGCUCAAACUGCGAUCCGCGCCGUCCGUUCGGGUGGAACGGCUAUGAAUAUCGCUAUCUGGGAAACUGAAGUCCGCUUUAACCCGAACGAGCUGUUGUUGGCUGAGAAGAGGUAUUUGGGUGCGAUUUGUUAUACGCCGAAGGACAUUAGGGAGGUUAUUGAGGCGAUGAGGGAUGGGAGGAUCGAGAUUGACGAGGCGAGGAAGAUGAUUACGAAGAAGGUUGCGUUGAAGGAUGGGGUCAAGGGAGGGUUUGAGGAGUUGGUUGCCAAUAAGGAUAAGCAUAUCAAGAUCUUGAUUGGCACCGGAAUUUGA